AUGGCUGUUAGAUUGGCACUCAGCUAUGCAGUGAUCUUCCAGAAUUGGGUUCUGCGAGCUUUACGCGCUCGUAGUCCAGGCUCUGUUGCAGGUGCGAAUGUUCGACUUUUGGAUGUUCCAAAUGGCGGUGUUGUGGCCGCGGAACCUUUGACCGACGAACUUCAAUUAAAUACCGAUGGAGAAGUGUGCAUGUUGAAGGACAGCCCCUAUCGCAUAUUGAGGGCUGCCGAAAGUGGAAAUCUUGAAGAUUUUUCUCGGCUCCACUUAUCUGAGCCUGGUCGUCUGGGGGUCAGAGAUGGCAGAGGUCGCGCAGCCGUUCAUCAGGCUGCUGCCCGAAAUCGCGUCAAUAUUCUUCAAUACAUCUACGCACAUGAUGGGGAUAUGAAUGUUCAGGACCACGUGGGAAACACUCCUCUUCAUCUCGCUGUCGAAAAUGAUGCUUUACAAGCUGCAGAUUAUUUGCUGUCAAUAGGAGUCGAUACAGGAAUCCUCAACGACAAGAACCAGGCUCCAGUGCAUAUGGUGACCGAGUUGAAUAAAGUGGAAGCUCUCAGAGUCAUGGCAAAACACAAGACUAAAAUUGACAUUCAGAAAGGUGGAGAACACGGGCGAACCGCAUUGCACUUGGCAGCUAUUUAUGAUCACGAAGAGUGCGCUAGAAUUCUGAUAACGCAGUUUGAUGCUUGUCCAAAGAAACCGUGUAACAAUGGUUACUAUCCUAUACACGAGGCCGCUAAAAAUGCAUCUUCCAAAACCAUGGAAGUUUUUUUUCAGUGGGGCGAAUCACGAGGUUGUUCUAGAGAAGAUCUAAUUACGUUGUAUGAUUCGGAAGGAAAUGUGCCAUUACAUUCCGCAGUCCACGGUGGAGACAUCAGAGCGGUGGAGCUUUGUUUGAAAUUUGGAGCCAAAAUUUCGAGACAACAACAUGACCUGUCUACUCCUGUUCAUCUAGCUUGUGCGCAAGGAGCCAUAGAUAUCGUGAAACUAAUGUUUGCCAUGCAGCCUCAAGAAAAAUUUUCUAGUCUUCGUUCUUGUGACGUCCAAAAGAUGACGCCACUGCAUUGCGCGUCAAUGUUUGAUCAUCCAGAAAUUGUGCAUUAUUUAAUCAAGGAAGGAUCAGAUAUAAAUCCUUUGGACAAGGAAGGAAGAUCGCCUUUGCUUUUAGCUGCUUCUAGGGCUGGAUGGAAAACGGUUCAUACCCUUAUUAGACUUGGCGCAAAUAUUAAUUUAAAGGAUUCAAGUCAUCGUAAUAUUUUACAUCACGUUGUCAUGAAUGGGGGAAGCUUGCAGGAUUUUGCUGCAGAAGUCAAUAAGGUCCAGUCUCAAGAAAAACUAAUGAACUUACUAAACGAAAAAGAUCAUUCGGGAUGUUCUCCUUUACACUACGCGAGCAGAGAAGGACAUAUAAGAUCAUUGGAGAAUUUGAUAAGUCUAGGGGCUUGUAUCAAUUUGAAAAAUAAUAAUAAUGAGAGUCCUUUGCAUUUUGCAGCCAGGUAUGGUAGAUAUAAUACUGUUCGUCAACUAUUGGAUUCGGAAAAAGGAACAUUUAUUAUCAACGAAAGUGAUGGUGAAGGUUUAACACCAUUGCAUAUUGCUUCGAAGCAGGGCCAUACUAGAGUUGUUCAUCUUUUAUUAAACAGAGGAGCUUUAUUACACAGGGACCACAACGGGCGGAAUCCUUUACAUUUAGCGGCAAUGUCGGGUUACACGCAAACAAUCGAAUUACUGCAUUCCGUACAUUCACAUUUGCUGGAUCAAGUUGAUAAAGAUGGCAAUACCGCACUGCAUUUGGCAACGAUGGACAAUAAACCUAAUGCUGUGUCUUUACUUUUGUCGAUGGGCUGUAAAUUGUUAUACAAUACUUUAGAUAUGAGUGCCAUAGAUUAUGCAAUUUACUACAAAUUUCCUGAAGCUGCUUUAGCGAUGGUUACACAUGAAGAACGAGGUGGUGAAGUAAUGGCUCUGAAGUCCGACAAACAUCCAUGUGUAACAUUGGCGCUCAUUGCUUCCAUGCCGAGGGUUUUUGAAGCAGUUCAGGACAAAUGCAUAACGAAGGCAAAUUGCAAAAAGGACUCUAAAUCCUUUUAUAUAAAAUAUUCUUUUACUGCUUAUCAAAAAUCUGCCGAAAAUAUCAAAGAAAUCAGACAAACACAAAACGAUCCAAAUUGGCGACCGAUACCAUUAGAAGUGGUCAAUGCUAUGGUCGCCCAUGGUCGCGUGGAACUCUUAGCACAUCCGCUCAGCCAAAAGUAUCUGGAAAUGAAAUGGAACUCUUACGGAAAAUAUUUUCAUUUAAUAAAUCUUUUAUUCUAUAGCAUUUUUCUUAUGUUUGUCACUGUUUAUUCUUCGAAUCUCAAUCCUGAGAUAAAAGGCCGUACUUUAAAUUACUGGAACUGCACCGACUCGAGAAAUCAAAACUACACAGGGCCGCUUUUGAAAAUGUUCCAGAACAAAAUGAUUAGUCAAAAUAGCACAAUUUCAAAACAAGGCUCAAGUUACGCCCCUAUCAUGUACACCAGUGCCGUAUUUAUCAUAAUUUAUAUAUCUGUCCAAUUUAUUAAGGAGGUAUGUCAGAUUUACCAGCAAAAAUGGCAGUAUCUGCUAGAGCCUUUCAACCUGGUCACAUGGGCCUUGUACAUCUCGUCCAUUAUCAUGGUUGUACCAAUGUUGAUCGGUGGAAAAGUGGAUAAUUUGCAAGUCUCCUCUGCCUCAAUUACGGUUUUCUUGAGUUGGUUCAAUCUGUUGCUAUAUCUGCAAAGAUUUGACCAGGCUGGAAUCUAUGUGGUGAUGUUUUUAGAGAUUCUGCAGACCCUUAUCAAAGUUCUUCUAGUGUUCUCGAUUCUGAUAAUCGCUUUCGGAUUGGCAUUCUAUAUUCUUCUAUCGGGGGGUGAGACGCAUCUUUCCUUCAAGACCAUUCCGAUGUCACUGAUGAGGACUUUCGCAAUGAUGCUGGGCGAGAUCGACUUCCUCGGAACCUACGUCAAUUCCUAUUAUGGAGAAUCGAAAAGAACCCUAGACUUUCCACUGCCGACUUUCUUGAUCUUAGCAAUUUUCAUGGUUUUGAUGCCGAUUCUGCUGAUGAAUCUGCUUAUUGGUUUGGCAGUCGGUGAUAUCGAAUCUGUGAGAAGAAAUGCUCAGCUGAAACGAUUGGCCAUGCAGGUCGUUUUACACACGGAAUUAGAAAGCAAAUUACCUCAGAUACUUCUAGAAAAACUCGAUAAGAUAGAGCUUAUAGAGUAUCCUAAUGACACUAAGAGCAAGCUUGGGUUUUUGGAUUCCAUUCUGAGAAAAUGGUUCAGCAAUCCAUUUACGGAUGAAGGAUUAGAAAUGGUUUUGGAAAAUCAUGAAGACUACGUUACGACCGAAUUAGAAAAGCAGAAGAGAAGACUGAAAGAGAUUACAACUACAUUAGAAGUUCAACAUCAACUCUUAAGACUGAUAGUUCAGAAAAUGGAAAUAAAAACUGAGGCAGACGAUGUGGACGAAGGCGUUUCUGCAAAUGCGAAUUCUUUGAUGAGUGGACACACGAAAUGGAUGAGCCCGAGAAUCCGAAAACAACUUAGAACCGCACUUAGUUUUAAUAAAAGUCAAUAG
Ctenocephalides felis (cat flea) is the source of this 3594-nucleotide messenger RNA. Its product is annotated as transient receptor potential cation channel subfamily A member 1-like. Gene Ontology annotation, cellular component: membrane. Lineage: Eukaryota; Metazoa; Arthropoda; Insecta; Siphonaptera; Pulicidae. Gene Ontology annotation, molecular function: protein binding; monoatomic ion channel activity. Gene Ontology annotation, biological process: transmembrane transport; monoatomic ion transport. Bases 1 to 3594 code for a protein of 1197 amino acids. The record is from RefSeq and is a predicted model, not a curated record. The transcript has 21 exons.